UUUUUCCGCAAAAGCAGCUGCUUUUGUGGAAAAACUUGCCAGUCUAGACACAGCCCUAGAGUGUAUUCCUAGAUUGGAUAGGGGAAAAGAAGUUGUCAUACUCUGAGCACUCCUGGUUGGUUUCUUCACUUUAAGCUUUGAACUGUAGUCAGUGACUUAUUUUCAAUUUUAAUUAAAGAUUAUCAAAAGCUGGGUUAGAACAUCAGCAAACUCUGGUUGCAGGUGCUUAACCAAUGACUUUCCGUAGUUUGACUUCGUUUUAAAGCAUGGCAGCAAACUUGUAAUACCUAAUGCGGUUUUUAAUGUAAUUGAUUUUUUUAAGAGCAUAGGAAGACUAGGCCUUUUAUUUUAGGUCAUCAUGAUUUCAAAUUACAUUUUUUAUUGAGGUUUAUCGUUAAAAAGAAAUGUAUGUAAGUUAAAAUCUCAUUUAAAUGUCUCAUUUUUUUCAUUUUAUUUUUCUAAUCAAUUUUAUUCCCCUUGGUUUUUGCAGCAUUUCUGUGGGCAGACGCCCUAAUGUAAAUGCAGAUUAUCCUGGGCAAAGAGUCCUUUUGCCUUCUUUUGCUGACAGCAAACACACAAACUGUGCAAGCAAAAGCACGUUUUUUGCCAGGAUAAUCGGCAUCUCCAUUAGCGAGCAUGAUGCUACUGGCCAAACCUAACAGCCUGUCCGGCCCAUUGGAGCUAAGAAACAAUACCUCAUGAUGACGAUGCACCUGGUUUGACUCCUUUUCUAGCCAGUUUCACAUUCUAGUUGUCAGGUGCUAGCCCAAAGUGCUUGGUGGCAGAUGUUCAGUAGGAGGAUGAAUUAGGGAUGAAAAAUCCCGAUGAAUCAGUUCACCUACCGGUUAUCCGGUUCACCCAGCAUUCAGCCUGUUAACUGACUACAUGGGGUCGCAGCGCUGGCCCUGGGGCCGGUGGUGUGACCUGGGAUUUUUCCCUGGCUCCCAGAACGAGGUGCUGAUGAUGCAGGAGGCCAAGCAGGAGUGCUACGGGACGUGGUACCUGCCUGCUGGGCGGAUGGAGCCCAACGAGACCAUCGUGGAGGCCACGAAGCGGGAGGUGAAGGAGGAGACGGGGCUGGAGUGCGAGCCCCUCACCCUGCUGGCCGUGGAGGAGAGAGGCCCCAUCUGGAUUCGCUUCCAAGCUCGGCCCCUGGGGCUGAAGCCUCCUGGCUGCGGGACCUUGAAGACGCCCCAGGACGCAGAUGCUGAAUCCCUGCAAGCCCGGUGGUGGGACCGAGAAUCUCCAGCCCUUCCUCUGCGAGCCCGGGACAUCCUGCCCCUCAUGGACCUCGCCAUGCGGUACCGAGACAGCCCGUCCCACCCAGCCACCUUGCCGGAGGAGAUGCCCUGUGCCCUGCUCUGCCAGCGGCUCCUGGCUGCGUUUGCCAAUGAAGCUGGUGACUUGUGGGUGCUGCUGAGCGCCGUGGGGGCCCCCCACUUGCCGGUGUGCGCGUGCACUGCCUCCCCCAGCCAAAUCCAACCCACCUUGCUGGGGGCGGCCGCUCAGCUGCUGCAGGAGCACAGCCUGCUCCCCCACCCGGCUGUGCAGGCCCACGGGGUGCUAGGGGUGCAGCAUCAGGGCAAGAGCGCUGGGAAGGCCGACGGCGUUUGCUUCAACGUGCUCUUCAUAGCUGGGCAAGCUGCUCUGGGGCCAGAGGGCCCCCCCGCCCCCAUUGUUAUGGGAGGCCAGGCGGUGGAGCCGAUGUUCCAGAUCUCCUUUGGUUCCGAGCAUGCUUGCAACCAGAACAUCUGA
Messenger RNA from Pelodiscus sinensis (Chinese soft-shelled turtle), 1755 nucleotides. The record is from RefSeq and is a predicted model, not a curated record. Lineage: Eukaryota; Metazoa; Chordata; Testudines; Trionychidae.